GACAAGGUCAAUUUGACUAAUUAGGGAGGCAUUGCCACUUGGUUUUUCAGGCGAAGUAUUUUUAAUCUUUUUAUUUUGUGUUCUUGAUAAAAAGUUCAAUAUUAAUUAUAGCAUCAAAAAAUAUUCGUCAUUUUCUUCCAUCCAUUCAUUCUUUAUUUCAUCAAGUACCCGUGAUAAACCUUCUUUGUCUUAUAUUAAACUACUCGAGUUGCAUUGUUUCAGUUUUAGUGUAAUUUUUAAUUUGGUGCUUUACUAAAGGUUGUAAUGUCGACUCCAGCAAGAAGAAGAUUAAUGAGAGAUUUUAAAAGGUUACAAGAAGAUCCUCCAACUGGUGUCAGCGGUGCUCCAACUGAUAAUAAUAUUAUGAUAUGGAAUGCGGUCAUUUUCGGACCUCACGAUACUCCAUUUGAAGAUGGAACCUUUAAGCUAACGAUAGAAUUUACCGAAGAAUAUCCUAAUAAAGCGCCUACGGUUCGCUUCGUCUCAAAAAUGUUUCAUCCUAAUGUAUAUGCAGAUGGUGGUAUAUGUUUAGAUAUUUUACAAAAUAGAUGGAGUCCGACGUACGAUGUAUCUGCUAUAUUGACUUCUAUUCAGUCGUUACUUAGUGACCCAAAUCCUAAUUCACCGGCCAACUCGAUGGCUGCACAAUUAUACAAAGAAAAUAGAAGAGAAUACGAAAAGAGAGUAAAAAUGUGCGUGGAACAAAGUUUCGUCGAUUAACCGAGCUUUCAUAGCGUUGUUACAUAUUAUUGUAUAUUUAAUGCUAAAUAACUUGAUGCGUUUUUUCUUUCCCCACUCUUCUUGAAUAUAUCUACAUAUUGUCAAAAACUACGCUAUCAUUUCGGUUAUUCUUAAGAAUUCUUUUCUUUCUGUAUUAUAAUUGUGAAAAACUUUUUUCUAUCGAUUUUUAUUUAAUGUUGUAUGUCUUAAGUUUAAAAACUAUUGAUUCAAAAAAUUGAGAAAUAUUGUUUGUAGAAGUCGUUUUAUUAUUUUUACACGCAGAAAUCUAAUGUAAUAAUUUUUUAAUGUAUAAUUUGUUAUUUAUAAAAUAAAUCGCUUGUAAUCAUAAUACAUAAAUGUAGGUAAUUAGACGAUUUUAAUGUCCAAA
Messenger RNA from Planococcus citri (citrus mealybug), 1108 nucleotides. It is a transcript of the gene Ubc6, whose product is annotated as ubiquitin conjugating enzyme 6. Gene Ontology annotation, biological process: proteasome-mediated ubiquitin-dependent protein catabolic process; DNA repair; protein polyubiquitination. The coding region runs from base 265 to 720 and encodes 151 amino acids. The record is from RefSeq and is a predicted model, not a curated record. NCBI's taxonomy places the organism in Eukaryota, Metazoa, Arthropoda, Insecta, Hemiptera, Pseudococcidae. The transcript has 4 exons. Gene Ontology annotation, molecular function: ubiquitin conjugating enzyme activity. Gene Ontology annotation, cellular component: HULC complex.